This is a messenger RNA of Fusarium vanettenii 77-13-4, 1287 nucleotides long. RefSeq lists its product as uncharacterized. The record is from RefSeq and is a predicted model, not a curated record. Lineage: Eukaryota; Fungi; Ascomycota; Sordariomycetes; Hypocreales; Nectriaceae. The coding region runs from base 1 to 1287 and encodes 428 amino acids. The transcript is spliced from 3 exons.
AUGACUAGCUUUCUCGAAGGUGCAAUCUGGAGAGGAAGCGAGCUAGUGGUAGGAGCAUCACGACGCUUUAAGUAUCAUAAGGAUGAUCUUCUAAGAUAUUUAACCAAAACGGCCAUUGACUGCCCGCUAAAACUAUGGAACUACCAGUUCGGUAGCCGUCUGAUUUCAGUCAACAUCAUUAUCAGCCAGCACUGCCAUCUAGGGCGAAAAUACAACCCCCAAACCUUAGACGUCGUGGGUUCGUCAGAAACCACUUCACGGCUUGCAAUAGCCAAUGCACAGCCAAUACUCCUGGCUGAAUACUUCUGGGCGGCAUACCUCAAUGUCAAGUUUAUACCGUAUGGUAACUAUUCACGAUAUCUUGAUAAAUUGGACAUGUAUCCCCCCAUGAUAGCCAUGCCUUGCCAUGACCACAACCCUAGCCUUAGGCGGGGAGCGUCCCUGCAGCCCAACAACGAUACUGCCAGAAAUUCCAAUACCGGUUCCAUUUACAUUUCUUUGAAGUCUCAUAUCGACGACCUUUUGGACGUUUUCAAGAACGAACGUCAUACCAGCAUAAUAGACGAGCAUGUCUCACAAGCCCUCCCGAACGACGAACUACAGCAACCACUACUGGAACCGAUAUUCGCACCUCCUACCGGCCGUUCUGCCUUCUCGCAAACAUUUUUGUUGCCUCCCGUGAGAACGAUAAAGCAGAGUUUCCGAGCAUCUAUAUGCUCAGCGAAAAGGGUUGGGCAUCAGCUUAGUGACUCUCGGAGCGGACAGAUGCGACGACAAACCACGUUGCCCAAUUCAUAUGGGGAGAACUCCAGAUCGAACAGCAACAUAGAAGUCAAAGUCGAAUCGAGAGCAAAGCCCUGUAGUGAUGUAGGGGAUCCUUUUCUAUUAGGGACUAGCCCUCAACACUUGAAUGUUGAGAAUACCAGCUUGGAAAACACGCUUCACAACUAUGUAGCCGCCAGGUCCAUCAGAAAGGCUCAUGAUACCUGGGGCGAGGAGAAAACCGUCGGGGAUGUUCCUCUAGGUACAGAUGGCGUAGAAAAGAGUUAUUUCGAUACCUCCUCUGAAACCGAAACUGUCGAGACCCGUCGAUUAUCUUCUGGGCAGAGAAUAUCUAAAAUCAAAAACAGUACGAUUAGAUGGCUCCGAGACGCAUUCAGCCUCGACGAAGACGAAAAAGCCUUCUUUGCAUCUCGCAGGAUCGCAUCGGUAGAUGAGCUCUUCAUCCAACGCGCAACGCCGAUGUUCAUUGAUGGUAGAAGAAUUAGGCCAGUGCAUUCGACCUGA